AUGCUUGAAAGCAAGUUGAAAGCUCUUCGAAGAGAUUACAAGGAGAAUGUACAGCAUAAACCAGUAAUAGACUCUGCAGACCUGAUUAAGAUAAAACCCGGGUGGCAGUUACGGAUCCCUUUUUGUGUUGGCCAAGGGAAUUUCAAAAAAGAAAGAGGAAGGGAAGGCUAAAGAAAGGGACUCAUUCAAAUAUGAAGUUCUUGGUGGAACUCAUCUAUCUUUAGCCACAAAAAAACUCCGUGCAAAGAAUCCUGACAACCAGCACUUCCCAGGGAGAAUGUGUAGGGUGUAUGUUGGCCUUACCAACGAACAAGCAAUUUAUUUAGGUGCCAUGCAUCAACAGUCUUCAAUGUACCAGCAUGACGUUUCAUACAGGGAGGAGGCAAGACAUUGUUUCAUUUUGAUUAAUCUUUUUUGCAUAUCAAUGAUUUUUUUUUCACAAUAAUAUUUUUUUUACUUUUCUGUUUCAUAUUUUUCCUCCUUCAAGCUGUAACAAUAUACCCUCAAAUAUAUUUAGCCUUAUGUCGUUCUUGUUAGCUAGUUAGGGUGUAUGCAUUAUGCUCUAUCCUUCAAUGAAUUUAAUUUUUCUUUGUUGUUAUAACCAAUUGAUCUUUUUUUAAUUCAGUCUGCGAGCACUACAAUCCAUAGUUAUAUUUUUUAGCUUGAUUGAUUAUUUUAUGAGUCCUUUUAAAGUAAUAAUUUCAAAUUAUCCUCAGGUUGAGAGGCGUCGUAUGCAGUUGUUCAGAGAGGAGAAUAUUUCAGGUAAUCCACCAGAACCAAGGCCAUCAUGGAGGGAUGACUGUUCGGUAAUACUACGUAAGCAGGCAUGCCAAGUUGACUGUAGGAAGAUGAUUUGCCAGACAAUUCACUGCAUCUAUGGUUGAUGUAGUAGUAAUUUAUCAAAAAUAGAAAGGCUUUAGUACAUACAAAUGUGUACAGUUCCCUGAGCUGAGUCAAAAUCUAACUUUACUGCUGUCAUUAUGAAUAACCAGUGGCGGAUCCAGACUUUGAACUAAGUGGAGGGCUUGUUCAUCCAGACCCUGAGAUAAGAGGGGAACCCACUCUAAAAAAAACUUCUCAGCCCCGCAAGCCUCAGUUUAGCCUACAUGUAGGAAUAUGAUGGGACCUGGGUCCUCUGGGCCCCUCCCCUAAAUCCGCCAUUAGUAUCUGGAAAUAGAACAAUAUAUUAAUUAACGAGCAGAGAUUAUCUUUGUUAAGAAAGGUGAUGUACUGUAAGUUUAUUGAAUUCACUUUAAAGAUACUUUAAUACAUUUAUUAUUUGCUUUCAAUGUUGAUAAAGGAUUUUCUAAUUGAGCUCACAUUUUCCUUUGAUUACUUUGCUACCAAAAUCAAAAUCAUCUAAGUUUGAAUCAACCAACAAUUUUUAAACUAUAAUUAAGACCAGUCUUCUGCAAUUGCCUGGAGUAGGAGAUUGGAUAUAUUUUAUGGAAAUAGUUAUUGUUUUUGUUUGUUUAUUGCAACUUGAUAAUCCAUUGUAAUUAUGUUUCGUAAUACCCGUCAGGUGUUUGUAACUUUUGAUUGUUGGGUUUAAUUUGCAGGUGCAGUAGGUUGUGGGUGCAAUGGAGGGUAUGAGGAUUGGAAUUAAGGAGCAAGUUACAGGGCCUUUAGACACACCUGCACACUUGUAAAUUAAACCCUCUGAUUUGAGAUAAUCAUUAUUGUUGUGGAAAAUACCUUAAACUAAACCUUUAUGUGCAGGUAAUAGAAAAGAAAAUCAGCUUGAAAGAGUUGAAAGAAGAAGCGGAACUUCUAAAAGCUCUUUCCCAAGUGCAAGAUGCCAUUGUCAAAUUUUUCCACGUGGGUACUGGCAGGAGACUGUAA
Porites evermanni is the source of this 1842-nucleotide messenger RNA. Lineage: Eukaryota; Metazoa; Cnidaria; Anthozoa; Scleractinia; Poritidae. The record is from the annotation of a GenBank genome assembly.